GGUGACAGAUCAAACGAACGAAAUAAAAUAGAUUUGUGUAUUUUAUUGUUGGUUUCUGGACAAUUGUGUAAAUGAUAAGAACUCAGAAAAAAACAUUCACUUAAAAAAAGAAAUGGAAUUAACGAACUUCUGGAAAUGCAUUUCGAUUCUUUUAAAAAACUAUCAUGCCGUUAAUAAGAAAAUAUUUGCGUGCAAAACAAAGACAACACACAAAAUAUUUAAUGGUAUUACCACCUUAAACGUUACCGAUUCAAGAGAAGUUUACGAGAAGGCAGUUGAAGACAUCGUCAAUGGUUCUUCAGAAUUGCAGGUGGGUCAGUCAACGGAAAAGGAUAUUCUAGACACACUAGCGUCAUGUGAUAAGAGCAAUUGCCAGGGAUAUGUUGUUACUCUCAAGUUUCUCACCAAAAACGAUGAAGAUAGUAUCAAAGCAGUAGGAGUAAUAGAUUUCUUGAACACCCAAUACACAUGUACCUUUCAAUCAGCUUUAAUUGAUGAUUUUCGAGUUUGUCUUAUAUCUGGAGAAUUUGUGGUCAGCGCAUUGACAAAUCGACGUCUGGAAGCGGAGGCAAAUCGUUGGGUAGAUUUUGUGCUUAAACCAAAGCUUUUAAAAUGGUCAAAUUCAGAAGAGAGGAAAGAGAAUGCUUUUGAUUCUCUGCACCUUGUCGAUGUGGAGAAAUACAAUAAGCUGUAUAAACAAUUGAAGACAAAGUACUCUAAGGAUCUCAUAGACAUAUGGGAGGAAUCUACAGAUCCUCUUAAAUUUGUCUAUGAAGACCUAGCCAUAGCCGCUUAUCUAAUUUGUGUGUGGAAAGAGCAUGAAUGCGAGCCACAAGCAUUUGCGGAUCUUGGCUGUGGAAAUGGACUUCUUGUCUACAUACUCAACCGAGAAGGCUAUGAAGGUUGUGGCUACGAUGUGAGAAGUCGCAAAAUAUGGAGUCUCUUUCCGAAAACUACGCUUCUCUAUGAAGAAACGAUCUGUCCGGAUAACUUCAAACUGAAGCCAAAUACCGAUUGGAUAAUUGGUAACCACUCUGAUGAGUUAUCACCUUGGAUUCCAGUUCUAACGGCUUUAUCCGCACACAAAGUCAAAUUUUUCCUACUUCCUUGCUGUCCUUUUGAAUUCUCUGGAAUGAAAUUUCAACGCAGAAAUUCAAAACUUAGUGCCUACAAUGAUUUUCUCAACUAUGUAGAAGCUAUUUCAAAAGAAUGUGGCUUUAAACCAUUAAGAGAUCGGUUGAAAAUUCCAAGUACCAAAAGAAUUGCUAUAAUUGGAAUAAACAGAACUUAUUUAGAACCAAACCACCAACAAAUGUGUUCAAGUAUUCUCGAAUUUGUGUCUACGGAAAUGCAAGAACAUACAAUGAAGCUUCGAGAGCGAGAGGAAAUUGUCAGAAAUUGCACACAAAUCGAGAGCUCCGUGUUGGAUGGGCUAGUGAAGAAGAUAUUCUAUUAUCUUCUCGACUCAGCGGAAACAGAAAAACAAACAACUUGGAGAGAAGGUUGCGGGCGAUCUAUCAAAGAAAUAGCUCAAUAUCUUAGCCGAGAGGAUUUGAAGAGUAUCAAAUCAGAAUGCGGAGGCCUUAAGACCUUGUUUAAGAAUAAACAUGAAGUUUUUGAAUUUACCAAAGGUGAUGUUAUUAAAAUACGAAAACCAAAACCACGAAAAGCUUUGAUGACGAAUGGGAAACAACUGACAAUAAAGAAACGAGUGUGUUUCUUUGCAAAAAACCAUCCUAAUGGAUGUCCCCUUUCGGGGUCUGAUUGUACAUUUGUUCAUGAUUAAUAAAUGCGCCCUUGUUUUUUAUUUUUGUUUUAGAAAAUUUUACAUUUUAUUUUCAUGAAUUAAAGUCAACACUAUUUAUGGAAUAUAAAUAAAAGCAACUUAAGGAAUUUAUGCCAA
Molecule: messenger RNA, 1903 nt
Organism: Eupeodes corollae
Lineage: Eukaryota; Metazoa; Arthropoda; Insecta; Diptera; Syrphidae
Product: probable tRNA (uracil-O(2)-)-methyltransferase
Exons: 3
Coding region: 113-1786 (557 amino acids)
Biological process (GO): tRNA methylation
Molecular function (GO): tRNA (uridine) methyltransferase activity
Source: RefSeq, a predicted model, not a curated record